Eurytemora carolleeae is the source of this 1416-nucleotide messenger RNA. RefSeq lists its product as uncharacterized. NCBI's taxonomy places the organism in Eukaryota, Metazoa, Arthropoda, Copepoda, Calanoida, Temoridae. The record is from RefSeq and is a predicted model, not a curated record. The transcript is spliced from 14 exons. The coding region runs from base 15 to 1310 and encodes 431 amino acids.
UCGCAAUCGUUAAAAUGCGCAAAAUGAUUUUCAAACACGCAUGGAUAUUUUUUUUAUUCUUUACCUUCGAAUUAAAAGAUGUUUUGGGAGUGUUUGGGCCUUUAAACUGUGAACAUGCCGUGUUAAGAGGAAAUUAUGCUGAAAUACUUCAAAAAAAUUCAGGAUAUGACAGUUCAGGACUCUUCUCAGUGAACUGGGCCUCAAUGUUCCAAAAUGAAUAUGGAACUACUAAAACUACCGCGUACUGUGUUAAUUUUCUACUUGUUCACUACGGAAUGAAGAGCACACAACUUGACUUAAUGAACGAAUGUUGCCCGGAGGGUUACAUAUUGGGAUCCAAAGACGAUGCUGAAUAUAGACUAGGAUGCAAUUGUCCCCAGCUUGAUGGUCAAAUUAAACACCUGAACAUCACUAAACGAUUUCAAGGGAUCGAACCCUUCAAAUUGAAUAUAUGUGGUGAGGAAAACCUGGUGAUAAUUUCAGUUUUCUAUGAUGAUUGGUAUGAUUAUAAAGGUUUCAAUAAUUACAGAUUUAUCUUUGAUAAUAUCAGAAACUGUACUGAAGAAACACCAGUAGAAAUAUUUAAAAAAAAAGAACUAAACUACUGUGAAUAUCUGGACAUGUUACCCAACUAUAGAGAACUUAUUCUUGAUAAUUCAGGAUAUAAUAAUGGUUCUGAUCCUAAUUCUCUAUACUUCAACUGGGCGCUGGCUUUCAGUCUUGAUUCAGAAUCCGGAUUAUCCUAUGCUACUUGUUUGAACGAGGUGUAUUUUUACUAUGGAAUCAGGCUUAAAGAUCUCAGAUAUAUGGUUGAUUGCUGUCCAUGGGAGCCUGAUAUCGAUGUAAUGAAUAAUUCAUUUAAAAAAAAUCCUGCCUGGACCAUAAAGAAGGGUAAAUGUGAAUGUUCUGGUUUAAAUAUUCGAAAUAAAACUGCUAAUAUUCUUAUAGAUGGAAUUCAACCUGUCAGGUUGCCAGUAUGUGGAGAGGAAAAUGUGGUUAUUGUAUCAUUCUUCCAUGGUUACCACAGUGAGUGGGCAUUUAUAAACAAACGUUUUAUAAUUGAUACUCCUGCUUGUGUGAACCCUCCUGCAGUAGAGGUAGAGGAGACGGGGGGUCCUUUAACUGGUAUUAUACUGGGAGGAGUUGGAAUUAUUCUAAUAAUCAGCAUUCUUAUAUUCGUAGCAUUUAGGAACCAUUCAGGAGAAUUGAAACCUUUGUCAGCUGCGGCAGGACAAUCAGAUGAUAAAGCUCCUCCAGCUUCUACAGUUUCAGAGGAGAGCAUCAGUGUAUAUAGUAUUACAAAAAUAUGAUCGUCAUUAUUAUUUAUAACUACAAACAUACGAUAACUUAAUUCUAACCAAUACAUCUUUUUUCUAAAUUAUUUGUUAAUAAAUGUAAUAAUUUUCUUUAACUCCA